AUGCAGAGGCUCUCGCAGGUCGCGCUCCGCCGCCUCCUGUCGCCGCCGUCGGCCGCGGCAGCCGCUCGCCGGGCAGCGCCGGCGGCCGCGGAAGCAUGUUUCAGCGGAGCAGUACCUAUCCUACGCCGCGCCGGUGGCGCCGAGGUCGCGGCGGGCGGUUGGAGUGGCGGAUCUGGGAUCCUCUUGUGCCGCAGGCUCUGCACCUACAACGAGAGAGAUGACAGGGCACUUGAGGAGGAAGUUGAGAAGAAAUUUGGAUGGAUAUUAAAGAUAUUCUUCAUAGGGACUGCUGGCCUUGUUGGUUGGCAAUUCUUUCCCUACAUGGGGGAUAACCUACUACAGCAAUCCAUUACGCUUUUACAUGUCAAAGAUCCCUUGUUCAAGCGGAUGGGGGCUUCCAGAUUAGCUCGUUUUGCCGUUGAUGAUGAAAGGAGAAUGAAGGUGGUAGAGAUGGGUGGAGCUCAAGAAAUUCUGAAUGUGUUAGAAGGUGCUAAAGAUGAUAAAACACGCAAAGAAGCUCUGAAAGCUCUCGUGGCACUUGCAAAGUCGGGUGAUAAAGCUGCGGGGUUUUUGGACAAGGCAGGUGCCUACGCCAUCGUCGCCUCCACUCCAAAUUCCCCCGAAUAUGCCGAGAUCGAGGCCUGCAAGGCUAGCCUUCUCAAGACGUUUGAUCAACUGAAGUCGUGA
Molecule: messenger RNA, 687 nt
Organism: Triticum turgidum subsp. durum (durum wheat)
Lineage: Eukaryota; Viridiplantae; Streptophyta; Magnoliopsida; Poales; Poaceae
Source: the annotation of a GenBank genome assembly